AUGGUGUCCCCUCCCUGCGGCCUGCUAACCCGCCAGAAGGAGCCAGUGCCCCUGAAGAGCAUUUCGGUGACCUUGUCCAUUCGUGACUUUGUGGCCGGUGUGUCCGCCACCCUGAACUAUGAGAAUGAGCAGGCAGUCCCGUUGGAGGUCUUCUUUGUUUUCCCCAUGGACGAAGACUCGGCUGUCCACAGCUUCGAGGCCCUGGUGGAUGGGAAGAAAAUCGUGGCAGAAUUGAAGGAGAAGUCGGAGGCCCGCACCAAUUAUGAGGAUGCCAUCAGCCAGGGCCACCAAGCCUUCUUGUUGGAGGAGGAUGAUGAGGUUGGCGACACCUUCUCUUGCAAUGUGGGGAACCUGGCCCCCGGGGCGAAGGCAGCACUCACCCUGAAGUACGUGCAGGAGCUGCCUCUAGAGGCCGACGGGGCCCUGCGCUACGUGCUCCCCGCUAUCCUGAACCCUCGGUACAAGCUCUCUGGAGAAGGUGUGGGCGGCGGCCUUCAAGUAAAAACUCCUCCCAUCCCCGCGAAGGACGUGCCCUACACGCUCAGCCUGGCUGCCACCGUCAGCUCCCAGCAUGGCAUCAAGAGCGUCCAAUGCAACUGCCCCGUGGGUCCCAUCCAGUACCUUGACGACAAGACGUCUGCUCAGAUCUCCUUGGCUGAUGGACACAAGUUUGAUCGGGAUGUGGAGCUGCUGGUUUACUACAAUGAGGUGCACACCCCCAGCGUGGCUGUGGAGAUGGGGGCACCCGCAGCCAAGGCUGAUUCUUUGAUGGGAGAUCCAUCCGCGAUGGUGAGUUUCUACCCAAACAUCCCAGAGGCCCAGUCACCAACUGCAUGUGGAGAAUUUGUCUUCCUCAUGGACCGCUCCGGAAGUAUGCAUUGUCCCAUGAAUCAUCAGGAUCCAUCUCGGCUGCGCAUAGGGGCGGCCAAGGAAACACUGAUUUGGCUGCUGAAGAGUUUGCCUAUGGGCUGUUAUUUCAACAUCUAUGGAUUUGGAUCUACCUUUGAGGCCUUCUUUCCGGAGAGCGUGAAGUACACUCAGGAGACCAUGGAGGAGGCGCUGAAGAGAGUUAAGAGCAUGGACGCCAACCUCGGGGGCACAGAAAUCUUGGCACCACUCAAGGCCAUUUACAGUAAAGCUCCCAUCCCAGGCCACCCUCUCCAGCUUUUUGUGUUCACAGAUGGAGAAGUGAGCGACACAUUCAGUGUCGUUGGAGAAGUGAAAAGAAAUGGGCAGAGGCACAGGUGUUUCUCAUUUGGAAUUGGAGAAGGGGCCUCCACCAGCCUCAUAAAGGGCAUUGCCCGGGCUUCGGGGGGUGCGGCAGAAUUUAUCACAGGCAACGAGAGGAUGCAGUCGAAGGCUCUCAGGGCCCUGAAGCGCUCUCUGCAGCCUGUGGUAGAGGAUGUUUCCCUGAGCUGGGAUUUGCCUGCCGGUCUGUCUGCUAAAUUGCUUUCCCCAGAGCCAACUGUCAUCUUCCAGGGUCAAAGGCUAAUCGUCUAUGCCCAGUUGACUGGGACCAUGCCGCCAGCAGAGGCAACGGGAAAAGUUUGCCUCAAGUACACCCUCCAGGGCAAGCAGUUUGAGAACCCAGUGGCGUUUUCUCUACAGCCCAAGUCGGAUGCCAACCUCACCAUUCAUCGCCUUGCUGCCAAGUCUUUCAUCCAGACCAAGGACGUGGGCUUCCAUGAGACUCCAGCAAAUGAUAAGAAAGACGUCUUGAAGAUAAGCCUGGAGUGUGGCGUCAUAAGCUCCCACACGGCUUUCAUCGCCAUCAACAAGGACCUCAACAAGCCGGUCCAAGGACCCCUGACUCGCAGUGACGUUCCAAGUCCAAUGCUAUUUGCUCAAAGUGCGGCAUUUGGUUCUCCUAGGAUGAUGAUGUGUAGUGCACCUGCUCCUCCGAUGCCUGGUAAUUCUCUUCGGAGGUUCGGUGCUUCUCUUCCAAACCCACUGAGCAGCCUUAAAGGUGGACUAAAACUAGCCAAACACCGAAGUGGUGGGUCUAGAGCAAUGCAAGUCCAGCUUUCGGGGGAGCAAAUUGAUGUUGACAGGGACAUGUCAAUGGAAUAUUCUUCCACCGACGUGACCGACUUGGAAACUAACCAUACAGAUGAUCCUCUCGUACAGCUGAUUUCCCUCCAGAAGGCAGAUGGUUCCUGGGAUCUGAAUGAAGGUCUGGCCGCGGCCCUUGGUAUGAGCUUGGGAGAUAUACAGGCUGCACUCCCUGUCAAGAGCGCGGAUUCCUCAGGCUGGGCCACUGUCCUGGCAGUGACCUGGCUGCAUGACAAGCAUAAGGACAAGAAAGGCGAGUGGGAACUUCUGGAAAGGAAAGCUGUGGCCUGGAUUCACAGCCAUGCAGGCUCCUCCAAGGAUGGGCUGGUGAAAGCUGCCGUGGACUUUCUGAAGUCAUCGGUGGAUCCUGCCGUUUUCGCCCCCUGA
This is a messenger RNA of Pipistrellus nathusii (Nathusius's pipistrelle), 2439 nucleotides long. Lineage: Eukaryota; Metazoa; Chordata; Mammalia; Chiroptera; Vespertilionidae. The record is from the annotation of a GenBank genome assembly.